Molecule: messenger RNA, 597 nt
Organism: Lipotes vexillifer (Yangtze River dolphin)
Lineage: Eukaryota; Metazoa; Chordata; Mammalia; Artiodactyla; Lipotidae
Gene: TMEM17
Product: transmembrane protein 17
Exons: 4
Coding region: 1-597 (198 amino acids)
Biological process (GO): non-motile cilium assembly
Cellular component (GO): ciliary transition zone
Source: RefSeq, a predicted model, not a curated record
AUGGAGCUGCCAGACCCGGUCCGCCAGAGGCUGGGAAACUUCAGCCGGACCGUGUUCAGUGACUCCAGCCGGACCGGGCCGGAGUAUAACGAGGGUCCGGAUAAUGAAAUGGUUUCCAGUUUGGCAUUGCAGAUGUCACUUUAUUUUAACACUUAUUUUUUCCCACUUUGGUGGGUGAGCAGCAUUAUGAUGCUUCAGAUGAAGUAUUCAGUCUUGCCUGAUUACUACAAAUUCAUUGUGGUCACCGUUAUCAUCCUAAUAACCUUAAUUGAAGCGAUCAGGUUGUAUCUGGGCUACAUGGGGAACCUGCAGGAGAAGGUUCCUGAGCUGGCUGGCUUUUGGCUUUUGAGCCUUCUAUUGCAGUUGCCUUUAAUUCUAUUCUUGCUCUUUAAUGAAGGCCUAACGAAUCUGCCCUUGGAAAAAGCAGUACAUAUCAUCUUCACUAUAUUCCUUACUUUCCAAGUUGUUUCAGCAUUUCUUACCCUAAGGAAAAUGGUAAAUCAGUUGGCAACUCGUUUCCACCUGCAAGACUUUGACCGGCUCUCUGUGAGCAGAGGAGACAUGAGAAGAGUGAGAUCCUGUAUAGAAGAGAUUUGA